AGGCAUCACUGAUGGGCACUGAAAGGCAGCACUCAUAUAUGGCACUGAUAGGCGGCACUGACUGGCACUGAUAGGCGGCACUGGCACUGAUUGGCACUGAUGGCAUUGAUAGGUGGCACUGAUGGGUGACACUGAAAGGCAGCUCAGAUGGGCACUGAUGUGUCAUUGAUGUGCACUGGUAGGCACUGGCAGGUGGCAUGGAUGAGCACUGACAUAAGGCACUGAUGGACACUGACAGGUGGCAUUGCUGGGGCUACACAGAUCAUCAGGGCACACUGAUCAUCAGUGCCCUGAUGAUCACUGUCAGGGUGACAGCUCGUGAGGAGAGAAAUGCUGAUAACCGGCAUUUCCCUAUUUACAUUCAAUCAGCUAUU
Molecule: messenger RNA, 374 nt
Organism: Staurois parvus
Lineage: Eukaryota; Metazoa; Chordata; Amphibia; Anura; Ranidae
Source: the annotation of a GenBank genome assembly